Messenger RNA from Xenopus laevis (African clawed frog), 3641 nucleotides. It is a transcript of the gene slc9a3.L, whose product is annotated as solute carrier family 9 member A3 L homeolog. Bases 251 to 2734 code for a protein of 827 amino acids. The transcript is spliced from 16 exons. NCBI's taxonomy places the organism in Eukaryota, Metazoa, Chordata, Amphibia, Anura, Pipidae. The record is from RefSeq and is a predicted model, not a curated record.
CAGAGACAGGCUGGUGUUGUUACAGAUAGCAUCCUUUGCUUUUUAUCGAUUUAGGUCACUGACGUUUUUCCCUUCAACAACUCGACUGUGCAUCAGCAGGCACAUACAAGGUAUUUAGGGAAUAGUGUAUGAUACCUGAUUAAACUAGAAAGCAGGAGAAUGGUGUGAAGAAGAAUGGGUGUAUAAACUUUAAAUAUCCUUCUAAAGGACAAAAAUAAUACAAUUAUCACAGAGAAGUGGCCUCAACUCCAUGCUGUUACUUUUUGUUGGAUCUAUGGCUUCCCCAGUAAUGGCCCAAGUUAGAACUGAUGGGCUUGAUGUUAAUGGAGAACAAUCUGGUGGCGGACAUGGAGACGCACCAACCAGUCUUCAAAUAGUUACUUUUAAGUGGCACCAUGUUCAGGAUCCCUACAUAAUUGCUCUUUGGAUAUUGGUUGCAAGUUUGGCUAAGAUUGUGUUCCAUAUAUCUCACAAAGUGACCAGUCUGGUACCUGAAAGCUGUCUUCUUAUAGUUCUUGGCCUUCUUCUGGGUGGUAUAGUGUGGGCUGCAGAUCACAUCGCCUCUUUUACCUUAACUCCAACAAUCUUUUUCUUCUACCUACUGCCUCCCAUCGUACUAGAUGCAGGAUACUUCAUGCCAAACAGAUUGUUUUUUGAAAAUCUUGGCACCAUUCUUUUGUAUGCUGUAAUUGGGACAGUAUGGAAUGCAGCAACUACAGGCCUCUCUCUAUAUGGAGUUUACUUGACUGGAAUAAUGGGAUAUCUCGAUAUUGGUGUGCUAGAUUUUCUACUAUUUGGAAGUCUAAUUGCAGCAGUUGACCCGGUGGCUGUCCUUGCAGUAUUUGAAGAAGUCCAUGUCAAUGAUGUCCUGUUUAUCAUCGUUUUUGGAGAAUCUCUUUUGAAUGAUGCUGUAACAGUGGUGCUGUACAAUGUAUUUGAUUCGUUUGUUGCUAUUGGAGGUGCAAAUGUGACUGCUGAAGAUUGUGUAAAAGGUGUUGUGUCAUUUUUUGUUGUAAGCAUUGGUGGAACAUUAGUUGGAAUUAUUUUUGCAUACAUUCUCAGCUUGGUUACUCGAUUUACCAAACAUGUCAGGAUUAUCGAACCUGGAUUUAUUUUCAUUAUUUCAUAUCUUUCUUAUCUUACUUCAGAGAUGCUUUCACUUUCUGCAAUCCUUGCAAUUACCUUCUGUGGAAUUUUCUGUCAAAAAUAUGUAAAAGCUAACAUAUCUGAACAAUCUGCAACUACGGUGAGAUACACAAUGAAAAUGUUGGCAAGUGGCGCUGAAACAAUUAUCUUCAUGUUUUUGGGAAUAUCAGCUGUUGAUCCAAAUAUUUGGACAUGGAAUACGGCCUUUAUACUAUUAACUUUAGUUUUCAUCUCUGUUUACAGAGUUAUUGGCGUGGUCAUUCAAACGUGGAUUCUUAACCGCUACAGAAUGGUUCAGCUGGAAAUAAUAGAUCAAGUUGUCAUGUCAUAUGGCGGUCUGCGUGGUGCUGUUGCCUUUGCUUUAGUGGCAUUAUUGGAUAAAAACCGAGUUAAAGAGAAGAACUUAUUUGUCAGCACAACUAUCAUUGUUGUAUACUUUACAGUCAUCUUUCAGGGCUUAACGAUUAAGCCAUUGGUGCAAUGGUUAAAAGUCAAAAGAAGUGAGCACCGGGAAAGAAAACUUAAUGAAAAGCUGCAUGGCAGAGCAUUUGACCACAUAUGUUCUGCCAUUGAAGAUGUUUCUGGUCAGAUUGGACACAAUUACAUGAGAGAUAAGAUUUCCAACUUUGAUUCAAAAUUUCUUAGCAAAAUUUUUAUGAGAAAAUCUGCUCAACAAAAACAAGAUCGGAUUCUUAAUGUCUUCCAUGAAUUAAAUAUGAAGGAUGCCAUAAGCUAUGUUGCUGAGGGAGAACGGAGGGGCUCACUAGCAUUUAUUCGUUCAUCAAGCACUGAGAAUAUGGCCAAUGUUGAUUUUAGCAGUCCGCGACCAUCGCUCAGUGAGCCAUCAGUGUCUUACCUUUUGAGGGAAAACAUCAGUGCAGUAUGCCUAGACAUGCAGGCACUGGAGCAAAGGAGAAAAAGUGUGAGGGACAUAGAAGAUAUUUUAAGCCAUCAUACUCUGCAGCAAUAUCUGUACAAGCCAAGGCGACAGCAAAAGCAUCUCUACAGUCGUCAUGAGGUCACCGUGGAUGAGGAUGAAAAACAAGCCAAAGAAAUAUUUCAAAGAACAAUGAAGAAACGCUUAGAAUCUUUCAAAACAACAAAAUUUGGUCGUAAGCAUGUAAAAAAGAUCAAUAAAAACUACAAAAAAGAUUUUGGACAACGAAGAAGCAGUACAAUGACUAUGCUACCCAAUGGAAACAUUUCUAAUAAUAUGACAGUUCAUGACAUUGAAACUUAUGAUGAAGAAAAAACUAUGGAAUAUGACCCUGAAAUGAACAACUGCAUUACAUUUUUUGCAUCUUUAGCAGACAGCAAGGGGCAGAUAGAUACAGGCCUAGGAAUUGAUAACCCAGUAUUUUCUGCAAAUGAGGAGGAAAAUAUUUCUCUAAAUUUUGCACCAUGGUUCUCCAGUGAAGAUGCAGUAGCUCCAUCACAAAGGGCCCGAGUACAGAUACCAUAUUCACCAAACAAUUUCAGAAGGCUUACUCCUUUACGCAUCAGCAAUAAAUCAGUUGAUUCCUUUUUGACAGCAGAUAUUGCAGAAGAGCAACCCCGAUCUUUCCUGCCAGAAUCAACAAAUAUGUAAUAUAUGUAUAGAUUAAAAAGAAAACGUUGACACCCUACCCUACAAUAUCUAUUCAUAUUAAGAAGACGAUACUAUAGAAACAAUAUACUCUCAUAUACAAUAUAGUGUUGAUUUUUCAUAUUUACAUAUUUGUGUGUGUUGUAGGCAACUUUUAAAUCAAUUGUCAUUUUAAUGAUCUAGCUAUCAGACAGUGUGACUUAACCGUUUUGUUAACAUAUCCAUAUACAGUAGCAAUGUAAUAACUUAUACAUUUUAGGUGGCAUGUCAAACAUUGGAUGGAUGCCCCAAAAGUAAUCUGUGUUGGAGUUAUAUGUAGUAGAUUUGGUAUAAUGAAUAUUGGACCGUUUUAGCAGGAAACAGUAGGCCUAUCUGCUUUUGUAGGAUAAUUCCACUGUGAGGGUUUUUACAUAUUUAGCUUUCAUUGUAUUUCAUUCUCUCUUACAAAAAUACUAUUGCAAAUUUCACAGUUACAUGUAAAAUCGCACCAAUAAGUGUCAUCAUUGUGUCUGUUUGUUUUCCCAAAAUGUACACCCAAUCUAUUAUGUCUCACAGAACAAAAUAAAUGCAUAGUUAUAUUUUAUUACAAAUAUAAUCACUUCAACAUAUAUUAUUUAGUUACUAUAAAUGUGCAGGAUAAUUUUAUAAAACAUUUGCUUGAAUGUUUCAGAGCCCUAGCCCAAUGGGCCCUAGCGAUUAGGCAGUAAAUAGGUCUGAUUAGAACAAUAAAAAAGUAGCCGCAAAAAGCUGGUGCCUGUGGCCCCUCAUUUGAAAGCUAGGCAGAAGAGAAAGCAACUAAUUCAAUAAUUUAAAAAACAGCUGGGACUUUCUAUAACAUACUAAAAGUUAACUUAUAGGUGAACUUUUUUAAAUUAAAAAGCAAUUUAGAGAUAACUAUGUUGUAGGGACA